UGCCCUCAGCGGAUACCAGCUAAAACAAUGCACUAAGAAUGCGCGCGGUUAAGUGGAAGACAGGUGUAUGAGGUGAGCAUUCCGAGCAAUUCCGAAGUAGGAAAACCAGCUACUCCAGUCAGUUGUCUGUCUGUCAAAUUCAGGCAGGCGCAGCAAAGAGUCGAAAAUCGUGGUUUAAGCGUUUUUGUGAGCCAUGAGAACUAGACACUGAGUGACAGUCGUACACAAAAAUCGGCGUUCGUCGAGUAGGUUCUCGGUUAGUCGCAACGCAAAACAACGCAACCGUGCAACAACGAAGGAACACAACGUAGAUAUCGCGAUAUCGGUAAUCGGUGUCGUUCUCUAAUCUUCCUCUGCAAGGGAAGGGGGGUGCGCAGCCGUGUGAACCCACUGGUCGGUCGGUGUAUUGGUUAAUGUCUGAAACUUUGUUGACUGGUAGUUGAGUGCCGAGAGCCGAGAGUCGAUGAAUCGAAAGUUGGUCGGGCGGUAGUGGAGCGAAGAGCGAGUGUUAGUGCGUGUGUGCGGUUCUGGUGCGGUGUGUACCCGUCCUGAGUGCCGAAGAUGGCAAUAAACCAGGACGAUGCCAAACAGGUGUUGCGAGUUGACCAGGACUCGGAGACGGACCUGCAGGCGCUGUUCGACAGCGUGCUGAAGCCCGACUCGAAACGGCCGCUGCAGGUGCCUUGGAGCAUGCGGAAGCUCCCGGACUCGUUCUUCAACCCGCCGUCCACGGGCUCCAAGUCGAUCAACCACUCGCGGGAGAACUCGGUCGACUCGGCCUUCGGCUCGGCGGCGAGCGGCAGCGGCAGCACGACCGCCGCCGCCGCCUCCACCGCGCCCCUGCCCAGUGCCCACCACCGGGCGCACAGCUCGCCGGCCUCCCUCCAGCAGACCUACGCCGUGGGUCAGGCGCAGGCCGCCACGCACCACCACAUCAAGCAGCGCUCCUACGACGUGGCCACCAAGGUCGAGGACAACACCCCGCUGCCCACCGGCUGGGAGCAGGCGCGCACCCCCGAGGGCCAGCUCUACUACUUGAAUCACAUAACGAGAACUACAACGUGGGAAGACCCGCGAAAAUCGUUAGCUGCCCAAGCUGCCGCCCAACAACACCAAAGUGCAGAACUGCUGACUUCACACCAACAAGCUUCAAAUACUUCGACCCCUGCCAAAGUGAAUGCAGACGUAGAUUUAGGCCCUUUGCCUGAAGGUUGGGAGCAGGCACAAACUCCUGAAGGAGAGAUUUACUUCAUAAAUCAUCAAACACGUACUACUUCGUGGUUUGACCCUCGAAUUCCGACACAUUUACAACAGAGAUCACCUGGCACUGGAUCGGUAGCUGGACAGUCAUGGCAUACAGGUUCUUUAUCGCAAUCGUCUCCUGCCAAACAACAACAGUUUCGACUACAACUGUUGCAGUUUGAACGUGACAGACUGAAAUUACGGCAACAAGAAAUCAGAAUGCAGCAGGAAUUGAUGAUGAGGGGUAGUUCGAGUGACGUAGCGUUGGAUCCUUUUUUAACCAGUUUGAAUGACCAUUCGCGGCAAGAAUCGGCGGACAGUGGUUUAGGUUUGGGAACGACAUACUCGAUGCCUCACACGCCAGAGGACUUCUUAGCAAAUAUGGAUGACAAUAUGGAGGUAGGCAGUGAAAGUCACACAAUGGACACCCCGGACAUUUCGUCAUUAAGUGAUAAUAUCGACUGUACAGAUGAUUUAGUGCCUUCGCUUCAACUGGGGGAAGAAUUCCCAACUGUCAUUUUAGAUGAUGACGUAACAUCUUUAAUAAAUACACCUACAACAAAGCCUGAUAAUGUGCUCAUUUGGUUGUAAUAAAGUGCCUACUUAAGUAGCCUACUUCAGCUCAGCAUCUUUCAGUUAUAUGUGAAACAAUGAAAUUUUUUAUAUUUAUAUAAAUUUACCAAGUUAAUAAGACAGCACUGACAGUUAUGAUGACGCAAGGACUGUCGACUAAUUUUCUGCAAUAUAUACCAUUUGAAUACGCUUUAAAUGGCAAUAAUAAUCAAAACUUAUAUUUUUAAAGUACAUUUUAAUUUUACAUUUAUCGCAUUUGUAAUUCUCAAAUCAAUUACUGUUGGGUAUGUUUUUCAUACAUAUGUAUUUUAUAGUUUGUAUUUUUAAGUUAGUAAUUGUAGUUUUUAUGGAGCAGUUAAUCGGAUGUUUUGUCAAGUAGCGGCGAAUGCGGUAGUCUUCAAGUGAUUAGGUGAAUAAAACGAACUUGGAUUUGCCGCUUCUUGAAAAAAUAUCUCGUCAGAAAGUAUAAAGGAUGUUUAAAGUAAUGCCAAGUACUGAAAUCAAAAUUGGAUUACAUAUUUAUUUAUUGUUGUGUUUUAGAGUUAAUUAUUUAACAAUUUUAAUUUAUAUCAUGUAUAACUUUUUUAACCUCUUUGUUCCAAAUCUAACGUUGUGAUAAUGUAAUCGUGUUUGAAAAUAUUGAAUGUUUAAAAAUUCUAUUUCUGAUUUGUAUUUUUGAUUGAUUAAUAGGAAUACUUGACUGUAUACCUAUUUAAUUUUAUUGUUAACUGUAUUUAUAUUGCACCCCUGCUCCUUUCAGGAACAGUCUUGUUGCAGUAAUCGAAGAUGGGUUACGUUAACUUGAUACAUACAUACAUGAUGCUCACACUAAACUAAUCCCUCCAUUUUGUGCCUUUAAUUGGUAUAAUGUAUAUGUACAUAUAUAUAUUUGACAAUUGUUACAUGUAGUCUUAGUUUUACAAUUUCUAAAGUACAUCAUUUUACACUAACAUUUAUAUAACAGUGCCUUUCACAUUUACUGUAGUGUAGACUAAGUGCUUAUUGUAUCAUAUUUGAUCAACUUCAUCGUCUUUACACUUAACGUGACGUGAUCUAAAGAAAUUUACUUAUCUUAGUUUACCACAAAAGUUUGUUGUUUGGUACAGUAAAAACAGAAUCUAGAGCUGUGAUUUAAAUUCAAUAAAAAUCAGCAUCAAAGAAAAGUCGGUUCCAUUACACACAUUGACAGGGUGCUUUUUUAAAACUUGUUCAAAUGUCCAUUUAGAAUUGGCACUAAUUUUAUUAAAUACGUUCUUUUUAUGUGUAGGUAAUAAACGCAUGUUAAUAGCUGCAAAACGCCAUUAUUUUAAUUACGUAGAGUACAUACGUAGGUCUUGGACCAAUAAGUUAAGCAAUACUCAAUGCAAUAGGAUGUUCAAGUCUUACCCACAGUUUUGCAGCUAUUAACAUUUAAAGAGUAAACUUGAAGGCUUAUCAAUAAGAGCAAUUGUUUUCAUUGUGUACUCUGAGAUUGACCAUGUAUUUGUUUUAUUGUGAAAUUACUUGUACUAGACUAUAAUUGUAAAUAUAUAUUGGAAACAUU
Molecule: messenger RNA, 3358 nt
Organism: Zophobas morio
Lineage: Eukaryota; Metazoa; Arthropoda; Insecta; Coleoptera; Tenebrionidae
Product: transcriptional coactivator YAP1-A-like
Exons: 5
Coding region: 562-1833 (423 amino acids)
Biological process (GO): hippo signaling; positive regulation of transcription by RNA polymerase II
Cellular component (GO): cytoplasm; nucleus
Molecular function (GO): transcription coactivator activity; protein binding
Source: RefSeq, a predicted model, not a curated record